CUAUUUUUUUUUCCACGUUUUUGUCCGAAAACCCCAGCCGGAGAGAAAACAAAGCGACUGAAAGGAAAAACAAUGCGAGUGGCCUGCCACUUCUUCUUCGCCGGAUUUCCUCCGCCGCCUCCGCCGUUAUCGCCUCUGUAUUUUUCUACAUCAGUUAGAAAUUAAGAAGCGUUGAUCUUUUCAUCUCUUCCGUUCUUUGUUCGUGUUGAUGGUUUUUUGGAAUAAAAUAAUGCGCUAUGGUUGCCAUCAUAACGUGUAUUAGUAGUGGCAGUGCUGCUGUAUUUGGUCACGACUACUUCCCUCUCUCUCUCCACAUCUAUGUAUAUAUAUGUCUCUCUCUCAAUGACAUUGCCAGUUGGAUGGCACGAUUUCGUUGAAUCCUUCAGAGGAAUUUGUUAGACGAAGAAGAAGCGUUCUCUGUUCAAACAUUGGAGGCGGAAGAUCUGAUUUUUUUUUUUUUUAGUUUCCCUUUCUCUGUCAAGGUAUUAAUCGUGGGUCUGAAGCUGUUUUUUUUCUCUUCUUUUCUAUAAGUUCGUGUUGGGAUCGUCUUGUGGUCGGAAUGUGAAAGGAUCGCAUUCUGUUCUUUUGUACUGUUUCUUGGUUAACGAAUGAGAGAAUAUGAGAAGGGAUUCUUGAGAUAUUCUUGGAUUUGAAAGUUUGGAAAGGAGCUGUUUUGGAUUUCGUAUAGAGCUUAAAAGGGAUCUUCCGGCUACAAGCCCGGGUGGAGUUAAACAAUGGCGUCUAAGCAAUUCAAUCAGAGCCGAUCCAAUCUAUCCACUAACUCUGAUGCUGCUGAAGCAGGGAGGCCACCUGUCCCUCCGACCGUGACAUUUGCCCGGAGGACUUCAUCCGGUCGAUAUGUGAGUUACUCGAGGGAUGACCUUGACAGUGAACUGGGCAGUGUUGAUUUCAUGAACUAUACGGUUCAUAUGCCACCAACCCCGGAUAACCAGCCCAUGGACCCAUCAAUCUCUCAGAAAGUUGAAGAGCAGUACGUUUCAAACUCCUUGUUCACGGGCGGGUUUAACAGUGCCACACGGGCUCAUCUUAUGGACAAGGUGAUUGAAUCAGAGGCAAGUCAUCCCCAGAUGGUUGGUUCUAAAAGAUCAUCUUGUUCGAUCCCUGGUUGUGAUGCAAAGGUUAUGAGUGACGAGAGGGGGCAAGAUAUUCUCCCCUGUGAAUGUGAUUUUAAAAUUUGCAGGGAUUGCUAUGUGGAUGCCAUCAAAACAGGUGGUGGGAUCUGCCCUGGCUGUAAGGAGCCUUACAGGAACACGGAUUUGAGCGACCUGGCUGCUGAUAGUGGCCGGCCUCCUCUUCCACUUCCUCUGCCUGCAGGCAUGUCGAAGAUGGAGAGAAGACUGUCUCUGAUGAAGUCAACUAAGUCAGCUUUGAUGAGGAGUCAAACCGGGGAUUUCGAUCACAACAGGUGGUUGUUUGAGACAAGUGGAACUUAUGGUUAUGGAAACGCUUUCUGGCCAAAGGACGGGAAUUUCGGGAGCGGUAAGGACGGCGAUGGGGAUUUCGUGGAGCCACAGGACCUGAUGAGCAAACCCUGGAGACCGCUUACUCGAAAGUUGAAAAUUCCUGCUGCUGUUAUUAGUCCAUACAGGCUCUUAAUUUUUAUCCGGAUUGUGGUUCUUGCACUGUUCUUGGCUUGGAGGAUCAAGCAUAAAAACAAUGAUGCGAUAUGGCUGUGGGGAAUGUCUGUGGUCUGCGAACUCUGGUUUGCGUUUUCUUGGCUUCUUGACCAGCUGCCUAAACUAUGCCCGGUUAAUCGUGCUACUGACCUUAAUGUCCUCAAGGAUAAGUUCGAAACACCUACACCCAGCAACCCGACCGGGAAAUCUGACCUCCCUGGAGUUGAUGUGUUUGUUUCUACUGCAGAUCCAGAGAAAGAACCUCCUCUGGUCACUGCUAAUACCAUCUUGUCUAUCCUAGCAGCUGAGUAUCCUGUUGAGAAGCUCUCAUGCUAUGUUUCUGAUGACGGAGGAGCGCUUCUUACGUUUGAAGCCAUGGCUGAGGCUGCAAGUUUUGCUAACAUGUGGGUCCCAUUCUGUCGUAAACACAGUAUUGAGCCAAGGAACCCUGAUUCCUACUUUAGCCUGAAAAGGGAUCCCUACAAGAACAAGGUCAAACCCGAUUUUGUGAAGGAUCGAAGACGGGUGAAGCGUGAGUAUGAUGAGUUCAAGGUUAGGAUUAACAGCCUGCCUGAUUCUAUUCGGCGUCGGUCUGAUGCUUAUCAUGCUCGUGAGGAAAUCAAGGCCAUGAAGAUGCAGAGGCAGAACCAAGAUGAUGAGCCUGUAGAGCCGGUGAAGAUUCCCAAAGCCACAUGGAUGGCUGAUGGUACCCAUUGGCCAGGAACUUGGUUGCAUCCUUCUGCUGACCAUUCCCGUAGUGACCAUGCCGGUAUCAUUCAGGUGAUGUUGAAGCCUCCGAGUGAUGAGCCAUUGCAUGGAACAUCUGAAGGGUUUCUUGAUCUGACAGAAGUGGAUAUUCGUCUCCCUCUCCUUGUUUACGUUUCCCGUGAGAAGCGUCCUGGUUAUGAUCAUAACAAGAAGGCAGGUGCCAUGAAUGCCCUGGUCCGAGCUUCUGCAAUCAUGUCCAAUGGACCAUUCAUACUCAAUCUUGACUGUGACCACUACAUCUACAACUCUCAGGCUCUGAGAGAAGGCAUGUGUUUCAUGAUGGAUCGAGGAGGUGACAGACUCUGUUACGUUCAGUUCCCACAACGGUUUGAAGGUAUUGACCCGUCAGAUCGAUAUGCUAAUCACAACACUGUCUUCUUCGACGUGAACAUGAGAGCUCUUGAUGGCCUUAUGGGUCCUGUUUACGUCGGAACUGGUUGUCUCUUCAGAAGGAUUGCACUGUAUGGUUUUGACCCACCUCGAUCCAAGGAACAUCAUCCUGGUUUCUGCAGUUGCUGCUGUCCUCGUCGCAAGAAGCGGACUCAUGUCCCCGAGGAAAAUCGAGCCCUGAGAAUGGGGGACUCGGAUGAUGAAGAGAUGAAUCUCUCUUUGAUCCCGAAGAAGUUCGGGAACUCGACCUUUCUCAUUGAUUCCAUCCCGGUUGCUGAGUUCCAAGGUCGUCCACUCGCAGAUCACCCGGCUGUCAAGAAUGGGCGCCCGCCCGGUGCCCUAACCAUUCCCCGUGAGCUUCUUGAUGCAUCGACGGUAGCAGAGGCCAUAGCCGUGAUCUCUUGUUGGUAUGAGGACAAAACUGAGUGGGGAACUCGUAUUGGUUGGAUUUACGGGUCUGUGACCGAAGAUGUGGUCACUGGGUACAGGAUGCACAACCGAGGUUGGAAAUCAGUUUACUGUGUAACAAAACGUGAUGCUUUCCGAGGCACUGCUCCGAUCAAUCUGACAGAUAGGCUUCAUCAAGUUCUCAGAUGGGCUACUGGUUCUGUCGAGAUUUUCUUCUCCAGGAACAACGCUUUUCUCGCCAGCCCGAGGAUGAAGAUACUUCAGAGGAUUGCUUACCUCAAUGUCGGGAUUUACCCUUUCACCUCCAUCUUCCUUAUCGUCUACUGCUUCCUCCCUGCACUUUCCCUCUUCUCUGGCCAGUUCAUUGUCCAAACCCUCAACGUGACAUUCCUCACCUAUCUUCUCAUCAUCUCCAUAACCCUCUGCUUGCUCGCCCUCCUUGAGAUCAAAUGGUCAGGAAUUUCGCUCGAAGAAUGGUGGAGGAACGAGCAGUUUUGGCUCAUUGGAGGGACAAGCGCUCACCUUGCUGCUGUUCUUCAGGGUCUGCUCAAAGUCAUUGCUGGAAUCGAAAUCUCAUUCACUCUCACGUCGAAAUCUGCAGGUGAUGAUAACGACGACGAGUUUGCGGAUCUCUACAUAGUGAAAUGGACGUCUCUCAUGAUCCCACCCAUCGUCAUCAUGAUGGUCAAUCUCAUCGCGAUUGCAGUCGGAUUCAGCAGGACGAUAUACAGUGUGAUUCCGCAGUGGAGCCGUCUUCUCGGGGGCGUGUUUUUCAGCUUCUGGGUAUUGGCUCAUCUCUAUCCAUUCGCCAAAGGGCUCAUGGGUCGGAGAGGAAGAACACCGACCAUUGUGUAUGUCUGGUCUGGUCUUGUCGCCAUCACCAUUUCUCUUCUCUGGGUGGCGAUCAAUCCUCCUGCAGGUUCCAACCAGAUCGGAGGAUCGUUCACUUUCCCAUGAUCGAUCGGUUCGGUUUCUGACUUCUCUUCACAUUCCUUGAAUCUGGAAUUUUCCAUCUGGAGUGGGGAACCAACUGAUGAUGGUUUCUCCGACAAGACGAAGUAGAGAUGAACCUAUGUUACGCUGCAUGAAGAAGAAACUAGUUCUCUCAUUGUAUUACUAUUACAACUCUGAGUCCUGUCCUGUCUUUGCAUGGGAUGUUUAAUGUUUUUGCCUUUUUCUUUUUUUUUUCUAUUUAAAUUUUGUAAUUCUUUUC
Molecule: messenger RNA, 4416 nt
Organism: Tarenaya hassleriana
Lineage: Eukaryota; Viridiplantae; Streptophyta; Magnoliopsida; Brassicales; Cleomaceae
Product: cellulose synthase-like protein D3
Exons: 5
Coding region: 735-4160 (1141 amino acids)
Biological process (GO): cellulose biosynthetic process; plant-type primary cell wall biogenesis
Cellular component (GO): plasma membrane; trans-Golgi network
Molecular function (GO): mannan synthase activity; cellulose synthase (UDP-forming) activity
Source: RefSeq, a predicted model, not a curated record